AUGGCCGUGAUCCUUCUGAUGCUGAACCUCGUGACCAAGAACGAGUUUGGCAAGACCAGUUUUGUGAAAGGCGAGCGAGCUGAGGAUGAAGGUCUCGGAAAUCCACUAUUGGAUGGCUGGGAUACCACGCAGAAUGUCGAGCAUUCGAUCAACCAAGAGUACAAGAUUGCUCCUUCAUCAUGGAGAAGCUCGUGGAUCCAGUCCACGAUGACGAGGACAAUGGAUCUAAUCAAAGAGAUUCAGAAGAAUCGAGCAAUCAAGGCGAUCUACCACCUCGUGGAGAUCGACCUAAGCGUCGCGAUGCUCAACCCAGACGUCGAGCAGAAUCAUCCGCGUCUGCUCCAGCUUCAGCAGGAUAUUUUCCAGUUCAAUUUCCUGAUGUUGAACGUUGAUCGAGGACAAGAGAAUGAAAGCAAAAGUGUCGACAUGUCAACUGAUGAUGUGCUUGAACCAGAGACACCAAGUUGGAACCGUCUAUUCGAUCGAUCUGAUCGAUCGGGAAGCAUAUCUGUCAGCUUUUAA
Molecule: messenger RNA, 522 nt
Organism: Symbiodinium sp. CCMP2592
Lineage: Eukaryota; Dinophyceae; Suessiales; Symbiodiniaceae
Source: the annotation of a GenBank genome assembly